Molecule: messenger RNA, 378 nt
Organism: Daldinia decipiens
Lineage: Eukaryota; Fungi; Ascomycota; Sordariomycetes; Xylariales; Hypoxylaceae
Exons: 2
Coding region: 1-378 (125 amino acids)
Source: RefSeq, a predicted model, not a curated record
AUGAUUGAAAACUGGUCUAUCCUCCAGGUAUUGCUGGCCUCGACUUGUUUAUUGUCAAUCGGGCUGGGAGAUGCCCAAGUCAACAGAGUCGCAUGGCUGGAUAACGUCAGGACACACGAUCCGACCUCUCCAAAACCAGUGGCCGCCCAUGCUGCCUCGCAUGAGGUCGAACAUAUUGUUCUUGUCGAAGACGGCGCUGAAUCACAGGUCAACAUUUCGGUCUUCUCCGGGGUAGGGAAGAGAGAACCAAGGAGGAAGUCUCAUAAUAAUCACUCCGGCAAUGAUACCCAAACUGAUGAUUCGAGUGUUGGAAAAAUUGAUAUCUCUGUACCACUAUCCAUCGGUGCGAGUCUUGUGAUUAUAAUAGUAUUCUUUUAA